Messenger RNA from Drosophila bipectinata, 2205 nucleotides. RefSeq lists its product as uncharacterized. The record is from RefSeq and is a predicted model, not a curated record. NCBI's taxonomy places the organism in Eukaryota, Metazoa, Arthropoda, Insecta, Diptera, Drosophilidae.
UUAUUAAAUUUUAAUAGAUGGUCGAACAAUGUUUCCGCAAGCUUGGCCUCGGUGUUAUAUUAUCUGCUCUGGUUUUAUAUUUCUUUAUCUAUGGAUCACAUGACACUGUAACCGAAAUACGAGAUCCAUUUUUUGUUAACACCGAAGGAUGUCGCAUUAUAUCCAUGGAUGUGAUGAAUCAUCAAAUCGAAAAGUUCACGAACUGGGAGUGGAACCAUCCAAAAUUUAAACUAAAAUGUCCAAAAACUACAUGGUUCCGUACUGAAAUGGCAAAUGGAGACUGGUAUUUGAAGUUGAGUCGUGAUAUCGAUGAUAUUCUGAAGGAAUCUGGCCUUACCAACGAUUGGGAAAUAACCUGCUAUUGGCUGAACUUUAAAAUACACCGGCGCUGGCGUUCCAAGUUGACCCAUCGAACCAGAUUCGAUCUAGAUUUUCCCUACGUUCUGAAGGUCCCCAAAGGAGUCAGGCACUUGCGACUACAGUGUGUGGAAACUGAAACAAACAAAAGUGUCUACAACGACGCCUACUUCUUUAUUCAACCACCUCCUGAAGAACUAUUGAGAAAACCUCUCCCCAGAUUACAUUUUUGGGGUAGAAAAGAUGAGAAAGAAAGUAACCGGCCUCCCAUUUCAGUAAUGAUUUUGGGUAUGGAUUCUGUAUCCCACUUAAACUUUAUCCGACAAAUGCCCAAAACUGCCGCUUACAUGCGAUCGAAUAUGUCGCAUGUGGAGUUCUGGGGCAUGAAUAAGAUCGGUGUCAACACCUACCCAAAUCUUAUAAGCCUUUUAACAGGUCUCAGUGCCGAUGAAGCCAAUGGGCUCAUAUCAGAAGACAAAUAUAUGGAUAAUUUACCUCUGAUUUGGAAAGAUUUCAAGAAAGCCGGAUACAACACAAGCUUUGGCGAGGAUAACGCCAGAUUCUCCAUGUUCUAUUUCGGCCAAAAGGGCUUCGAUAAUCACACGACAGACCAUAAUCUCCACGAUUUCAUGGCCGAAUUGCAUCUUAUAGGGCAAUCAAGUUCUUUUCCCCUUACAUAUUGCAUCGGAGACCGCACUUUUCUGGACGUACUGAUGGAGAUGACGGACCGCAUGCUGCCCCACUACCAGAGGUAUCCCUUUUUCUCCUUCUAUUGGUGGUCCAAUGGGUUGCAUGAAUUUUUCAACUCUCCCCGUCUAAUGGACGAAAGAUUCCAGCGAUUGCUCGGAAGCCUCGACGAUAGUGGUGUCACCAAUAAUACCCUUUUAUUUUUUAUGUCUGACCAUGGAAUGCGAUGGGGUAAAUUUCGACACACAUUCCAGGGCAUGAUCGAGGAUAGUCAGCCGCUUUUAUCGGUUCUAUAUCCAAAAUGGAUGAGGGAGACUUAUCCUCAAGCUAUCCAGAACCUGCACUCCAAUGCUCACAGCUUAAUGACCACCUACGACCUGUACGCUACUAUGAAGCAUGUUCUGGACAUCGAAUCUCUGCAGGAUGAGUCCAUUCAGAAAAUGUCUAAGGACCUGUGGGACUUAAAAGGCAACCGCACCCCCCGGGCAGUGAGUUUGUUUUUGCCUAUACCACCGUGGAGAAACUGUAUUUCUUCCCACAUAAAAAAAAAGUUCUGUCUCUGCCAUCGACAGGUUUCUAUUCCACCUACUGAUCGAAUAUCCAAACAGUCCGCUCAGCUUAUAGUAGAUUCUAUAAACAAAAUGCUGGAGGAGUAUGCAAUGUGUAUACCCCUGCAGUUGGAUUUCAUUCUUAGUGUCCAUUUCGAAGUCCCCGAAAGGGACUUCAAAAAGAAUAACCACAUAGAAGCGAGACUAUUUAAUGAAAAUUACAUGGAUCGGGGUCCCUCAGUUAGACCAACGGAAUAUAGUGACCUCGAUAUUAUAGUACGAUUAAAGACCAAGCCCAUGGAGGCGUUUUUUGAGGGUAUGACCCGGAAACAUGGAACCACAAUAUCCCGGAUUGGAAAGAUCAUUCGUGUCGGGGACAAUAAGAACAAAACCAAUGGCUGUAUAGCAAAUGCUAAGCUGGAACCUUUUUGUCAUUGUGGCGUGUAAACAAGUCUGAUUUCUAAUUUACAUGUUCAGUAGAAUGAAGGGCAUUAUUAUGAAAUAAUUUAUAACCCAUUUUGGUUGUCAUUUCUAACAUCCUCCUCCUCGAUUAGCUUUGGUUGCACUUACGCAGUCUAGUAAAAACUUUUAUUCUAAAUAAAUUAAAAUUUAA